GUGCACACACAGCUGCUCUCCUCUCCUCACCAUCAUGACCAUCAAUAAUCUGCAGCAAGGGAAGAACUACAAAGUGCAGAUGUCAUGUCUGACCAAGAUGGAGCGUCUCAUUGUGGCCAUGCAGGACCCAGAUGUUGGCAUGAAAAUGAGAAACCAACGCUUGCUGAUCACGGUUAUCCCGCACGCCAUGACAGGUAACGAUGUUGUGGAGUGGCUCAUACAGAAGUUGUCCAUCAGUGAUGAAGAAGCGCUGCACCUUGGAAAUUUGCUAGUCAAGUAUGGUUACAUUUAUCCUCUGAAGGACCCCAGGAACCUUGUUCUUAGAGCAGAUGAUUCCCCCUACAGAUUUCAGACCCCAUAUUUCUGGACCACCAAUAAAUGGCCCGCCACAGAGUUGGACUAUGCAAUUUAUCUGGCAAAAAAGAAUAUCAGGAAACAAGGAGACCUGGUGGAGUAUGAGAAGGAUAAUUAUAAUCAGCUGCACAAGCGAAUUAACCACACCUGGGACUUCGUCGUGAUGCAAGCAAGAGAGCAAAUCAGGGCCGCCAAACAGCGCCGCAAAGGAGACCGGAUUGUGAUAGAGUGUCAGGAGCAGGCGUACUGGCUCGUUAGCAAACCAUCGCCGGGAUGUCUAAAUGUGAUGGACCGUGGGCCUGAGAGGGGAAACUGCUACACAGGAGCAAUGCCACUGGGAAGAAAUGUUGAUUAUUACAAAAGGGAGGUGGAGUACCUCAAAAAAGCCACGGCACGUACGAGAGUGAAAUCUUCUAUCUGUCUGGAAGGGUUUCUGAAGUUCAGUGAGCAAUAUCUCCCUCACGAUCCAAUUAUGUCUGGCUGCCUUCCCAGUAACCCAUGGAUCACGGAUGAUGUCAUGUACUGGACAAUGAAUGCCCUCAUGGCCCCAAUGCCGACUAAACUGCGAGUGGAGCGAUGGACUUUUAAUUUCAUGGAGCUCUUGAAUGACCAACGUGGCCGGAAGGAGUUUUUGCAGUUCUUGGAGAAAGAAUUUAGUGCUGAAAAUCUGUAUUUUUGGGAGGCGUGUGAGGAGUUACGAUAUGGGGAGCAGUCCAAAAUGGUGUCUACAGUGCAGUCCGUCUAUGAGCAUUUUUUGGCCCCUGGAGCAACUCGCUGGGUAAACAUUGACAGCAAGACAAUGGAGAAGACUUUAGAAGGUAUAAAGAACCCUCAUCGUUAUGUGUUAGAUGAUGCCCAAAUGCAUAUCUACAUGUUGAUGAAAAAGGAUUCCUAUCCCCGAUACCUGAAAUCGGAAAUGUACAAGAGUCUUCUUGGCCAAGCCUUCAUCCCUCCUGAGACAAAGAAAGGCGUAUUCCCCUUUAUGAGACGGCAGCGUCACUCCAGCCCGAGCCCCGUGUUCCUCUUUCCACCAGGAGAUCAAGAUCCAAAGACAGAUGGAGAAAGCAAGUCCGGUUCUCCGGCUGCCGUGUCCCAGCUGUCCCCUUUAAGCAGUCCCUUGGCUAAAUUACCCGGAAACCUCUUACCUGCUUGUCCUGAAGAGAGACUGUCCUGUUCCCUGCACGGCACCUCCUCUUCUCGCCUGGAAGCCUCUCCCACCUUCCCAUUUCCGAGCGCGAAUGGCUCUGAGAGGAAAAAAAUUCCCCUGGAAUGCCAAAUCUAUAUAGCGGAUAAAGUCUUCACUGCCCAGCCAGAUUCCCGGAUAUCACAGAAGGAGGAGGACACAGAGAGUUUAGAGUCUUCCACUGUAUUUUGAUGCUGCCUCGGCCUUCUUCAGGUGCCUUUAUACAGGGGGUGAUGUGCGGCCUGUAAAUAGUCACUCUGCACAUGGUGGACGUCGGUGUAUAAUAACAUUAUUAUUAUUACCGCUACAUAUCUAUAUGACGCGUAAUAAACCUAACUUAUUAUGAA
Bufo bufo (common toad) is the source of this 1884-nucleotide messenger RNA. RefSeq names its product regulator of G-protein signaling 11-like. NCBI's taxonomy places the organism in Eukaryota, Metazoa, Chordata, Amphibia, Anura, Bufonidae. Bases 35 to 1729 code for a protein of 564 amino acids. The record is from RefSeq and is a predicted model, not a curated record. The transcript is spliced from 19 exons. Gene Ontology annotation, biological process: intracellular signal transduction; regulation of G protein-coupled receptor signaling pathway; G protein-coupled receptor signaling pathway.